Messenger RNA from Lotus japonicus, 1350 nucleotides. RefSeq lists its product as uncharacterized. The annotation marks the transcript as partial. The transcript has a single exon. Lineage: Eukaryota; Viridiplantae; Streptophyta; Magnoliopsida; Fabales; Fabaceae. Gene Ontology annotation, molecular function: DNA binding. The record is from RefSeq and is a predicted model, not a curated record.
AUGGCAUCCGGGAGUGGGAGUGCUCCUCUAAGUUCAAUAGAUGAUAGGGGGGAGAGGGUUCAAGCAAGGGAUAAGAUCUCCCCUAAGAAUUCUUAUGGAUUAAGAACAGAUGUGGCUUGGGAACAUGGGGUUUCUGUUGAUGGGAGUAGUAGAAAUAUCCAAUGCAAAUAUUGUCUGAAUGUUUACAAAGGAGGGACUACUCGAUUUAAGCAUCAUUUGGCAGGGAUAGGGAAUGAUGCGAGAGCUUGCAAUGUUGUACCUGAUGAUGUUAAGAUGAAAAUUUAUAAGAUUCUUCAUGACUUCAAUACUAAGAAAUUGAAGAAGGAAAACACAACAAAGUAUAAUGGAGAUAGAGGUGUUCAAAUUAGCGAAUCGGGAAAAAGGAAAUGCGAUGAGCUAGUUGAGGGUCCAAGUGAAGCAAGUGCAACUCGUGCCAAGAGGAGCAUCCAAUCAAAUCAUAACAAUACAUUCAAUAAGUGUUUAACUGAAGAUGCAUGCUUAGACAUUGCUUCUUUUUUCUACAAUAAUGAAAUUCCUUUCACUGCCGUGAAGAGUGAAGAGUUCACCAAGAUGUGUGAAUCAAUUUCCCGACAUGGUUUAGGAUUCAAGCCACCAUCCUUCCAUGACCUUCGAGGGAAAUUAUUGAAGAAAAAGGUUGAAAUGACUCAUAAGGUGUUGGAUGAGCACAAAGCAUCUUGGAGAAAAACAGGAUGCACCAUUACGACUGAUGGAUGGACGGAUAGGAGGAGAAGGAUGACUAUCCUUAACUUUUUUGUAAAUAGUCCUAAGGGAACAGUGUUCUUGAAGUCCAUUGAUGCAUCCAGCAUAUGCAAGACAUCUGAAAAGAUUUUUCAGAUUGUGGAUGAGGUUGUGGAGGAAGUGGGGGAGGAAAAUGUGAUUCAAGUUAUCACAGACAAUGCUGCAAACUAUAAGGCAGCUGGUGAAUUGUUGAUGCAAAAGAGGAAGAGGCUUUAUUGGACCCCUUGUGCGGCUCAUUGCAUAAACCUCAUGCUAAAGGACUUUGAGAAAAAGUUACCCCUACACAAAGAAGCCAUUGCACAAGGUAAAAAAAUAACCACUUACAUUUAUUCUACAGUUGGCCUCAAAACUCUAUUGCAUCAAUUUACUGGAGGAGCUGAUUUGAUUAGACCAGGCACAACACAAUCUGCUAGUUCUUACUUAACAUUGGGAUGUUUGCAAGAUAAAAGGGGUGCAUUGAUAAAAAUGUUUGCUGAUUUACAAUGGAAAAAUAGUCAGUUUGCAAAGACUAAAAUGGGGAAAGAUAUUGAGAAAUUGAUUAUCGAAAAGGGGUUUUGGAAUGAUGUUUUGAAUUGCUUAAGGGGUGCUUAU